UGUUUUCAUUCAAUAAUCAAAUGUCAACGUCAGCUGUAGGAUCAAUGUCAGAAUCAGAAAAAAGAAAACAAUUUGGUUAAACUUUAAAUUAAAAAAAGCUUAUGAACUCUUCAAAUUUUUAAGAUAGUUAUGAAUGGUUUAAAAAUAUUUCUUUCACUUUUUCUUUUAAUAGGUGUUUUGAUUGGUAAAAUACAUAAUGAACAAAUUCUGGACAAUUUAGAAACUACAGAGCAGCCCCAAGCUAUUGACGAAACACUAAACAAUGUCGAAGCUACUACUGAUAUACCCACUACAGAUAAUAAAGAGGUUAGUGAAGUACCAGAACCUGUAACAGACAAUGGGGAUGUCAGUGAAGAAUCACUUGCAGUAAAAGAAGAACUUACUAACGAAUUUCCUGUCCAAAAUUCUACAGCAAAUUCAACAGAAGUGGUUAAUAAAACACAAAGAUUUGUACAAUGUUUGCCAGCUAUGGGAGACAUCGAAGUACAGCUAACGAACGACACAGAGCUCAUAAAACUGUUACAGCCUGAUCCCAAAGUAACCAGCAGAGAUGCUCCUGCGAUGUGUGUUGCCGUAUUAUUCUAUUCAAAGUAUUGCCCGUUUUCUACAUUAGCAGCACCACACUUUAACGCCCUACCCAGAGUAUUUCCAGACAUAAAAAUGGUGGCUAUAAACGCUAUGAUGUAUCAUCUCUUUAACACUCAGAAUGGUAUUGUAGGUGUACCAUCACUGCUAUUGUUCCAUAACGGCAGAUCCGUUGGGAAAUUCAACCAUUCAGAAUAUACUCUUGAAAAGUUUUCGCAGUUCAUUUUGAAACAUACAGGUAUUUCCCCAGUAGAGAGUGUAGCUGUAACGUCAUCCGAUUUCGCAGGACCAGUUGUUAAUGUUCCUGCCAGGGACUAUGAUUUGUUUUUGAUACUUUCUUGGUUGUUUAUCUUGUUGUGUGGGGGUUAUUCCUUCACGAAAUCAUCGUGGUGGAAGUGGAUAAUUGAAACGGUUCAGAGUAAUUGGAGGGAAUCGGAAGUACAUGCACAGCAUGAACAUAUGGAGUAAAUAAUUGUGAUUUUUUGGUGUGGUUGAUGUAUUUAUUGUACAGUAAAUAGUUUUGUUAUAUAUUUUAGAUUUUUUUAUUGUCUUACAAAUCGUAUGCCCUUAAUAAAGUGAUAAGAUUUUA
Molecule: messenger RNA, 1174 nt
Organism: Diabrotica virgifera virgifera (western corn rootworm)
Lineage: Eukaryota; Metazoa; Arthropoda; Insecta; Coleoptera; Chrysomelidae
Gene: bug
Product: thioredoxin domain-containing protein 15
Exons: 2
Coding region: 130-1053 (307 amino acids)
Biological process (GO): cilium assembly
Cellular component (GO): cilium
Source: RefSeq, a predicted model, not a curated record